UUUCCAACACUCCAUUCUUCCCUUCCUUCAUUCCUCGUGCUCUCUCUACUCGCAUGGCCGGCGCCGGCUUCGUCACUGGUUCCCAACACCAUCCCUUCCCUCCCCACCAGAAUAGUAAUGUUGAUCCGCCAUCCUCCAAAACAUGUCGAGUUUGCGGGGACGAAAUCGGAGUCGACCAAGAUGGCAAAGUGUUCGUGGCGUGUGUGGUGUGCAGUUUCCCCGUUUGCCGCCCUUGUUACGAAUACGAAAGGAGCGAAGGCAACAAGUGCUGCCCCCAAUGCAACACCCGCUAUAAGCGCCACAAAGGUUCUCCCAGAGUCAUUGGGGAUGAUGAAGAAACUUACGAUGUUGAUGAUUUUGAUGAUGAGUUCCCCGUUAACCAUCCCCAUCACCACUCUCAAACAAAACAUCCUAACCAUUCGGAAAACGAAAACCACAAUCAGCAGAAUUGGCAUCAAAACGUCCAGACUUCCUUCUCUGUUGCAGGCAGUGUGAAUGGCAAGGAUUUUGAAGCGGAGAAGGAGGGUUACAGCAACGCUGAAUGGAAGGAGAGAAUAGAUAAGUGGAAAGUCAGACAAGAGAAGAGAGGUUUGGUGAACAAAGACGAUGGAAAUAACAAUAAUGAUCAAGGCGACGAAGACGACUACCUAUUGGCUGAAGCCCGGCAACCCUUAUGGCGGAAACUUCCAAUAUCUUCCAGCAAAAUCAGUCCGUAUCGCAUAGUCAUAGUUCUCCGCCUCGUAAUUCUUGCCUUCUUCUUCCGUUUUCGGAUCCUAACUCCGGCCUACGACGCAUUCCCAUUGUGGCUCAUCUCUGUGAUCUGCGAAAUCUGGUUCGGUUUUUCAUGGAUACUGGAUCAGUUCCCCAAAUGGGCUCCCAUCAACCGGGAAACCUACUUGGACCGCCUCUCCAUGAGGUUCGAGCGCGAAGGCGAACCCAACCGCUUGUCCCCAGUUGAUUUCUUCGUCAGUACUGUGGACCCUCUGAAGGAGCCCCCCAUCAUCACCGCCAACACUGUGCUCUCCAUCCUCUCUGUGGACUAUCCGGUGGACAAAGUGAGCUGCUAUGUCUCCGACGAUGGUGCUUCCAUGUUGCUCUUCGAUACUCUCUCCGAAACCGCGGAGUUUGCCCGGAGAUGGGUGCCGUUUUGCAAGAAGUUCAGUGUUGAGCCCAGGGCUCCCGAGUUUUACUUCUCCCAGAAGAUCGAUUACUUGAAGGACAAAGUGCUGCCCAGCUUUGUGAAGGAGAGGAGAGCAAUGAAGAGAGAAUACGAAGAGUUCAAGGUGCGGAUCAACGCGUUGGUGGCAAAGGCUCAGAAGAAACCUGAGGAAGGAUGGGUUAUGCAGGAUGGCACUCCAUGGCCAGGAAACAUCACCCGUGAUCAUCCUGGCAUGAUACAGGUGUAUCUGGGCAGUGAAGGUGCACUGGAUGUAGAAGGUAAAGAAUUGCCUCGUCUUGUAUAUGUUUCUCGUGAGAAACGCCCUGGAUAUCAGCACCACAAGAAAGCUGGUGCUAUGAAUGCUCUUGUUCGAGUCUCUGCAGUCCUCACAAAUGCACCAUUCAUAUUGAAUCUGGAUUGUGAUCACUACGUCAACAACAGCAAAGCUGUAAGGGAGGCCAUGUGCUUUCUAAUGGAUCCUCAGCUUGGCAAGAAGCUAUGCUAUGUUCAGUUUCCUCAAAGAUUUGAUGGUAUUGAUCGUCACGAUAGAUAUGCUAAUCGGAAUAUUGUGUUCUUCGAUAUCAACAUGCGAGGACUAGAUGGAAUCCAAGGCCCAGUUUAUGUUGGCACAGGAUGUGUCUUCAAUAGGCCAGCUUUAUAUGGAUAUGAGCCACCAGUCUCCGAGAAAAGGCCGAAGAUGACAUGUGAUUGCUGGCCUUCAUGGUGUUGCUUCUGUUGUGGUGGUUCAAGGAAGUCGAAGUCCAAGAAGAAAGGAGAAAGAGGUUUGUUUGGAAGUCUGUUCACAAAGAAGAAGAAGAUGAUGGGGAAGAGUUACGUUAGGAAAGUGUCGGGGCCAGUUUUUGAUCUUGAAGAGAUUGAAGAAGGGUUUGAAGGUUAUGAUGAGUUGGAGAAGUCAUCACUCAUGUCGCAAAAGAAUUUCGAGAAAAGAUUUGGGCAGUCUCCUGUUUUCAUUGCUUCCACCCUUAAGGAAGAUGGUGGGCUCCCAGAAGGAACUAAUAGCACAUCACUUAUUAAAGAAGCCAUCCAUGUGAUAAGUUGUGGUUAUGAAGAAAAAACAGAAUGGGGAAAAGAGAUAGGUUGGAUUUAUGGUUCGGUUACAGAAGAUAUCUUGACAGGAUUCAAGAUGCAUUGUAGAGGAUGGAAGUCAGUGUACUGCAUGCCACACAGACCAGCUUUCAAGGGGUCCGCUCCGAUAAAUCUCUCGGAUCGUUUGCACCAAGUUCUGAGAUGGGCUUUAGGUUCUGUUGAAAUCUUCCUCAGUCGUCACUGCCCGCUGUGGUAUGCUUAUGGGGGAAAGCUAAAAUGGCUUGAGAGGCUUGCCUACAUCAACACUAUUGUUUACCCUUUUACUUCCAUUCCAUUACUUGCAUACUGCACCAUUCCUGCUGUCUGUCUUCUCACUGGAAAAUUCAUCAUCCCCACUUUGACAAACUUAGCUAGUGUCUGGUUCAUGGCCCUGUUUAUCUCCAUCAUUGCUACUGCCGUGCUGGAGCUUCGAUGGAGUGAGGUGAGUAUUGAGGACUUGUGGCGUAACGAGCAAUUCUGGGUCAUUGGUGGCGUCUCUGCGCAUCUUUUUGCAGUGUUCCAAGGCCUGCUCAAGGUCCUUGGUGGAGUAGACACCAACUUCACAGUUACAGCAAAAGCAGCCGAGGAUACCGAGUUUGGAGAGCUCUACCUUUUCAAGUGGACGACCCUCCUCAUCCCGCCGACCACUCUUAUAAUCUUGAACAUGGUGGGAGUGGUUGCUGGGGUUUCUGAUGCAAUCAACAAUGGCUACGGGUCAUGGGGUCCUCUAUUUGGAAAGCUGUUUUUUGCUUUCUGGGUCAUUGUUCAUCUCUAUCCUUUCCUCAAGGGUCUCAUGGGAAGACAAAACAGAACCCCCACCAUUGUAGUGCUCUGGUCCGUGCUCCUUGCAUCCAUAUUUUCACUGGUUUGGGUGCGAAUUGAUCCAUUCCUGCCCAAGCAAACUGGCCCCGUCCUCAAACAAUGUGGAGUCGAUUGCUAGUCAUGCUCUGAUGCUCCGCUUUCACUUCUUUUUGUUGUUGGGUUGCCUCAGUUGUGUUCAAUUGUUUGAAGUUUUGAGAUAUCUUUGUAGCUUUUAUUGUUUGAAAUGAAUAUACAUACAAAAAUAUAAUAUCAAUCUACAAAGGAUAGUAACGUAA
This is a messenger RNA of Momordica charantia (bitter melon), 3342 nucleotides long. RefSeq names its product cellulose synthase A4 (gene CESA4). Gene Ontology annotation, molecular function: cellulose synthase (UDP-forming) activity. Gene Ontology annotation, cellular component: membrane. Lineage: Eukaryota; Viridiplantae; Streptophyta; Magnoliopsida; Cucurbitales; Cucurbitaceae. The record is from RefSeq and is a predicted model, not a curated record. Gene Ontology annotation, biological process: cellulose biosynthetic process.